Paraphaeosphaeria sporulosa is the source of this 2133-nucleotide messenger RNA. Its product is annotated as phosphoesterase-like protein. Bases 154 to 1818 code for a protein of 554 amino acids. Gene Ontology annotation, cellular component: cytoplasm. NCBI's taxonomy places the organism in Eukaryota, Fungi, Ascomycota, Dothideomycetes, Pleosporales, Didymosphaeriaceae. Gene Ontology annotation, molecular function: phosphoprotein phosphatase activity. The record is from RefSeq and is a predicted model, not a curated record. The transcript has 2 exons.
CUGCACCCCUACGCUUCACGCCUCUUCCGAAACCCAAGCACACAAGCGCAUACGACUAUGGCUACUUGCUGUGCUGAAACUCAUUGAUAUCAUUAAACGACCGCACCUGCGGUGUGUGUCUAACAGUUUCCCCGCGGAGGUCUUUCCAGCACCAUGCCUGCGCCGCGCAGAAUCGUGCGGACGUCGGUCCAGCUCGGUGUGCUCGCAUCCGCAGUCUUCCUCCUCGUAUUGUUCCUCGAUAGUCGCUACAGUGUGCUCCCACAGGCUGUGCACAACCACCUCCCGCUGCACCACGAGGGCCUCGUAAUCACCGACAUUACUAUACAGACUUGCUCAUCCCUGAAUCCGAUUUCCAAAUGCCAGCUCGAUCAAGAACUAUGGCACCGCGUGGAGAAAGACUUGUACCUGGGUACAGGUUGGGUGUCCAAGGCAUAUGUUCACAUCAAGCGCAAGAAGGAGGAGGAGCUCACAGAUGAGGACAAAGUAAUCGUGGACGUGCGCACAGGAAAGCUGGAUCCUGCUAUGGGCGACAAGACGCAAGCAUCCGAGAAAUGGGAAUCGCGCCCUGCAGGCAUCUGGAUCAAGCGAUCAGCCAAGCGGCACGCAAGCGAUUCGAAGAAGACCAUAACAGCGGUAGAUGUGCUGUUCGGCGCAGAUGCGACAGAGUCUCGUCCUGGAUGGCAGCUGGUCGCCAACGGAGCCAUACACCUAGAUACCGGCGGUGACGACAAGGUGCCGCAUUUGUCAAUUCGUAGGGGACAACCGGAGGCGGUCAAGAAACCUGUGCCUAGAAUCACCAAGGACGGCAAGUUCAAGAUCAUGCAGAUUUCAGAUCUGCAUCUCAGCACUGGCAUACGACCUUGCAGAGACCCCGAGCCAAAGGAUUACAACGGCGGACAUUGCGAUGCCGACACGAGGACUAUGGAGUUUGUGGAGAGAGUGCUGGACGAAGAGAAGCCUGACAUGGUGGUCCUCUCUGGCGAUCAGGUCAACGGUGGUACGGCACCCGACGUUCCCAGCGCACUCUUCAAAAUUACCGCCGUCUUGAUCGAGCGCAAGAUCCCGUACGCCGCCAUAUUCGGCAAUCAUGAUGACGAAGGGGUAAUCAGCCGCGGCAUCCAGAUGCAACUCUACGAAUCGCUUCCAUACUCGCUCUCCGAAGCUGGGCCCACCUCCAUCGACGGCAGCAUGGGCGUCGGCAACUACUUUGUUGAAGUGCUCGCUCACGGCGCGAAUAAACACUCUGCUCUCACGCUCUACUUCCUCGACACCCACGCCUACUCCCCGGACGAAAAGAAGUUCAAAGGCUACGACUGGCUCAAGCCGAACCAAAUACAGUGGUUCAAGAAAGCCGCCGAUAGUUUGAAAGAAUCGCAUAUGAAGUACACGCACAUACACAUGGACAUGGCCUUUAUUCACAUUCCUCUGCCAGAAUAUAGCAUUGUAGAGAACGAAAGGCUUGGUCAAUGGAAAGAGCGCGUUACAGCACCCCGCUUCAACACACAUUUCAAGGACGCCUUGGUGGAACAAGGCAUCAAAGUCGUUUCCUGCGGCCAUGAUCACGCGAACGAUUACUGCAUGCUCUCGAAGAAUCAGCAGAGCGACCCGGAGCUAUGGAUGUGCUACGCUGGCGGGAGUGGCUUUGGAGGAUACGGUGGAUACGACGGCUACCACCGACGAAUCCGCGUGUUCGAAGUGGAUACCAACCAAGCGCGAAUAUCUACGUGGAAGCGGCUGGAAUACGGCGAUAUUGCUUCUCGGCUCGACGAACAGAUCAUUGUGGAUGCAGGGAGGUUGCUGCCGCUGCAAAGUCAGUAGCUGGAUGUGUUACUGUCCCUGAUACUGGUGUUCAGGUUCCGGGGGGUCUUCCACGGCUGCUGGGGUUGGGAAUAUUUAUACCACAUAGCGAGGCGUUAUGGUACUUUUGGGUUGGUUGCGCCUUGCUUGGGAUUGUUAUCAGCCGUUUUUGAAUUAUUUUGGGCUGCAGUAUAUCGUCGAAAAGUCAUGAGCGCUGACUUGCCCCAGGAGGAGCAAUGGGGUGCCCACACUCCCAAGUCUCGUGGUGCAGGUAGCUUGUCGUUGCUAGUGUCAUUAGGCUUAUGCCCUCUCACGAUCUAUCUUACAUAUCUUAAA